UUUAUUUUUUCUGUAUUGUGGCGCCAUCUAGCCACAUGCCUAACAAACUACACAAAAUUAUUUUGAAGGUUUUCGGUGCAUCCACUAGGCGGCGAGAAUGGUUUUUUCCCGGCAAGGUGGCAUGGCUUCGGCUCUUUGUGCUCGUACAAUUUGCCGAAGAAACUUUAGCCUGAGGACGGCAAAAAACAACUUCUAAAGAUGUCGAAGUUCUUGUCAGUGGACGAGGCACUGGAUGUCUUUUUCUCCCUGCCUGAUGACCCAAACCAGUCAAGUGACAGCGAGGAAGAAGAAGACGGCGACGAUGUUCCGUCGGGUGCGGUAACCCGUUCGGAAGUCCAGCCGAGUAGCACAGCGUCACAAGGAGCAGCACAGGUGAGUGCGUAUGAUGUGCACUCAAGUGAUGACGCCAGUGAUGAUGAAGAGACUGCAAGUGAGUGGACAAUACGUUCGCUUCCCCACCGAAGCAACAUUCCCGAUUAUUGCUGCCAAACACCUGCAACUCCUAAGCUUCUUCCAACGCACACGCCAAUAAUGAUCUUUGAUGCCCUGUUCGGAGGUGCUUUGACCAUACUCGUUGAGCAAACGAACAUAUACGCCAAAGAAACCAAAAAGAAAGCUUGGCAGGAUACCGCAGCUGAAGAAAUGAAAGGAUUCCUAGAUAUUCUCAUCAGAAUGGGCAUUCUUCAACUUCAAAACAGACGGGACUACUGGUCCACGGACAGCGACCUCGGAGUGGCAUCAGUUAGCCCAGUGAUGCCAAGAGCACGACUUUUUCAGCUUCUUCGAUCACUGCAUGCCAACGACAACAAGACAGCGACUAGAAAAGGAGACGUCGGCCAUGUCCCUUUGCACAAACUUCGACCUCUUAUCACAGAGCUCUCCGAAACAUUCAGAGCUAGCUACCAGCCAUCUGCAUACCACUCAAUUGAUGAGAGUAUGAUUCUGUUCAAAGGAAGGAAGUCAUUCAAACAGUACAUGCCCAUGAAGCCUAUCAAAUGUGGGUUCAAAGUAUGGGUGCUUGCUGAUGCUACAACUGGCUUUAUUAACCAGUUCGAAGUCUACACGGGCAAAGAGGGCGAUGGCGGUGGGCUCGGCUACAGGGUAAUCCAGAAAUUCACUGAGGAACUUGUCGGGACGGAGUGUCUGGUAGUGUUCGACAACUUUUUUAGUUCACCCGAACUCAUGCAGGACCUGUUUGACCACGGGAUAUAUGCCGUGGGAACUGUCCGUGCACAAAGAAAAGGUCUUCCUGAUGUUGUGAAGAACAAAAAGAAAAUCAAUGAAGGCGACCACAACUACAAGGUGAAGGGAAAUGUUGCUGCGAUCCAGUGGCAAGACAAGCGGCUAGCCAACGUAGUAACAACAGACCACGAUCCUUCAGAGACGGUAACAGUGGAAAAGAAAAAUAAGGACGGGUCAAAGAGAAGCAUCAAGUGUCCACUAGCAAUUGUGCAGUACACGAAGCACAUGCGGGGAGUAGACCGCUUUGAUCAGCUGCGAGAGUAUCACACCGUUACUCGUAAGUCAAGAAAAUGGUGGAUGCGAAUCUUCUACUUUCUUCUGGACUGUGCUCUUGUGAAUAACUUCAUCCUUUACCAGCUGUCAGAGGGGGAGGCGAACCACCAGAGUUUUCUCCUAAUACUGGCACGCCAGUUGGCCAACGGCUAUAAUGGAAGGAAAAGCAUCUCACAAGCCAUAAUACACGACAUGCAGAACCAUGGUUUGUGCCGACAUCUCAAACAACAUAUGGACAUGAAUCAAAAAGGCACAAUCUAG
This is a messenger RNA of Ixodes scapularis (black-legged tick), 1776 nucleotides long. Its product is annotated as piggyBac transposable element-derived protein 4-like. The coding region runs from base 199 to 1776 and encodes 525 amino acids. The record is from RefSeq and is a predicted model, not a curated record. The transcript has 3 exons. Lineage: Eukaryota; Metazoa; Arthropoda; Arachnida; Ixodida; Ixodidae.